Molecule: messenger RNA, 528 nt
Organism: Thelazia callipaeda (thelaziosis nematode)
Lineage: Eukaryota; Metazoa; Nematoda; Chromadorea; Rhabditida; Thelaziidae
Source: the annotation of a GenBank genome assembly
AUGAAACUUAAAAGUGAAUUAAGCUCAGCAAUAGAUAAGCAUUGCAUUCAGAGCAUUCACCGACCGUUGGAUUACGAAGAUCCAACGCAACGCCAAGGUUUUACUCUUGGUAUUCGUGUUUAUGAUGGACGAUAUUAUGCAACAACCAAAUUAUUCAUCAAAUUACUUGACUGCAACGAUAAUCCACCAGUUAUCAAUGGUCCGCAAUUUGCUGAAUUACCAGAAAAUUCAAGACGUGGCAAACAAAUUGCCCGGUUUACAGUUCAAGAUGCCGAUGCAAAUGACACAGCAUUGCUUAUUCUCAUUGCAUUGUUAUGUACAUGGGUAGUAGUAGAAGCUCAAGAGCUAUCACACCUUCUUCUUGGUUCUUAUCCUGGUCAAUCACGAUUUCUGAAUUUUGCUGGUAAAAGUCAGCGGGAUAUUGUAGUAAGACUUACCAAAAAUUUAACAGAAGAUACACCUGUAGGCACACUGAUAGCAACAUUUCGUGCCGAAGAUAAGGAUUCAAUGACUCAUAAUUUGACGUAA